AUGAGUUAAGAAUUGCUCCAUUGUCCAUAAUGUUAAAUGAAUUUUGAUAAAUACACACGAACUCCUCAAAUGUUACCAAAAUGUGGUCAUUCAAUGUGUAUGUAAUGUCUCAAAGAGUCUUGUAAAAUCAUUUGUCCUGAAGAUGGGUACUAAUUCUCAAUUUAUCAGAUUACUCUAACCUUCAGAUCUUUCACUCUAUCCUAUUAAUUAAGCAGUCUUAAGAAUCAUUUGUAAAACAUAGGAUAAUGAUAUUCCAUCUAACCAAGAUAAAUUACAGUAGUGUCCUUAACACCACAAACUGCUUGAACUUAUUUGUGUCGAUGAUAGAUGUAGAAUUUGUGCUAGUUGUGCCUUGUUUGGAAUUCAUAAACUACAUAACAUUUAAAAUGCUGAUGUAAAUAUUUUUAUUCAUCUUACAAGUCUGUCAAUAAAUCAAUCUAAGAAAAUCUUAUACACACUCAAAAUUUAACUCUUACUAUACAAGAUAAAAUCAAAUUCCUCAAAUUACCACUCAUUAAUAAGAAGAUUCAUGAUUAAAUUAGACUUUGUAUAAAAUAAUAAUAAACACUUGCUGAAGAACAAUUCAAAGUAUCUUAUAUCAUUUAUUCUAGGAAAUCAUUAAUUAAAUCCUUGCCAAAUAAUAGAAAGUACUUGAAGAAAUCGAAUCAAAGUACAAACUGUUAGAAGAUCAAUUUUUCAAAAAAGAGACUCUUGCUAUCACUUCCAUUCUUGAUAAAGCUGAUAUGUGGAUACUUGGGUAUCUAUUCAUUUUAAUAUAAUUAGAUCUAAUCAAAAAAUCUAAGAAUAUCAUGAAACAUAAGAAAAAGGAGAUAUUCCAUUUACCUUAUUACUCUCAGAUUCUUCCAUUUAAUAAGGAAAAUAAAUCCUUGAUGAAAUAGAUGAUUAUCUACUCAAAUUCCAAAAUAAUCUUUAAGAUAUUAUCUCUGCUAUACCAACUAUUAACCAAUUUGAAUAAACUUAUUUUCAUGAACCAAACAUACUUAAAGAUUUAUCAAUUAUCGAAUAGAGUUUCUUAAAAGAAAUUGAUGAAAAACCACCUCAUAAUGAAUUCUUAGGAUCAUCUUUGCCAGAGUCUACUUGUUAAUCUUAGCCUUCCUCCAAUAAUAUUUCCUAAAAUGCCAUUAGUCCAUAAUAGCCUCAUUAAAAAAGGGCAUCUUAAUAAUUUGUUUUAGUUUCUCCUAAAGUAUAAAGUAGGUAACAAUCUGCUUCCCCAAAAAAACCAGUAGUUAAAAAAAAAUUAAAUACAAAAGUAGAAUCUAUUCUAUUUAAUUGUAAUGGAGAUUAUUUGGAUUUAUCUUAAUAAGGUAAUUUAUUUUUAUAAAUAUUUCAGAACUUGGAGAUGAUGGAAUUAUGAUACUAGAAGAAUAUAUAAGAAAUAAGAAGGUUAAAAUAAUAAAAUUAAUGAGAAAUCGUAUAAGUGAUGUUGGUGCUAUGAAAUUAAUGGAACUACAUUGUUAAGUGUUAUAUUUAUAAUCAAAUGUUAUUACUGAAAAGUUUUUGGAUAUGAUAAUGAAUGCUAUAUAAAAGUAGAUUCAGAUUCACAUCAAAACUGUAUAUUUGGGAUAGAAUUUAAUCAAUUAGUUUAGAGUAAAAAAGAAAAUUGAGGAUCUCAAAAAAUUAGGAAUUUCAAUUUAAAUAUGA
Paramecium sonneborni is the source of this 1662-nucleotide messenger RNA. The record is from the annotation of a GenBank genome assembly. Lineage: Eukaryota; Ciliophora; Oligohymenophorea; Peniculida; Parameciidae.